UCCUGGAUAGGGAAAACAACGUGACAUUAUUCAGCGAUGGGGCAUACGAGCUUGGAAAAAAUAAUUCAGUUGCAGAAGAGAACUGCCAACAUUAGAAAUAUCUGUAUCUUAGCUCACGUAGACCAUGGCAAAACGACUUUGGCAGAUUGCUUGGUUGCCAGCAACGGCAUCAUAUCCAGUCGUUUGGCAGGGAAGUUAAGAUACAUGGACAGCAGAGAAGAUGAACAGAUCAGAGGAAUAACGAUGAAGUCCAGUGCCAUCUCAUUACAUUAUGCAUCAGGUGAUAAAGAAUACCUGAUCAACUUGAUUGACUCUCCGGGUCAUGUGGACUUCUCGUCAGAGGUGUCCACUGCAGUUAGGCUCUGUGAUGGAGCCAUUGUAGUGGUGGAUGCUGUGGAGGGUGUCUGUCCUCAGACCCAAGUAGUUCUACGACAGGCUUGGCUGGAAAACAUCCGACCAGUUCUUGUCAUCAACAAAAUUGAUAGGCUUAUCGUGGAGCUGAAGCUCACGUCACUAGAAGCGUACACACAUCUGAAGAACAUCUUGGAACAGGUAAAUGCUGUGACGGGUUCCCUCUUCACCUCCAAAGUGCUGGAGGAUCGAGCGGAGAAGGAGGCCCAGAAGCAGGCUCCCAUCGACAGCAGUGAUGGAGGAGGAGGUGGCGGCGGAGGUGGUGGUGGAGGGGAGCAGGUGUACGACUGGAGUGCGGGCCUGGAGGAGACGGAUGACUCGCACCUCUACUUCUCCCCCGACCAGGGCAAUGUGGUGUUCGCCAGUGCCAUCGAUGGAUGGGGCUUUUGCAUUCAGCAGUUUGCCCAGAUCUACAGUCAAAAGAUGGGGAUCCGCUCCGACGUCCUGCUGAAGACACUGUGGGGGGAUUACUACCUGAACCUCAAAGCCAAGAGGAUCAUGAAAGGAGCUCAGUUCAAAGGGAAAAAGCCUCUCUUCGUACAGCUUGUCCUUGACAACAUCUGGAGUCUGUACGACGCUGUCGUCACGAGAAGGGACAAGGAGAAGGUGGAGAAGAUGGUGGCCUCUCUGGGGGUGAAGGUGGCCACCAGGGACCUGCGGCACUCGGACCCCAAAGUGCUCCUCAGCGCCAUCUGCAGUCAGUGGCUGCCUCUGUCACAGGCGGUGCUCUCUAUGGUGUGUGAGAAGCUGCCUAGUCCCCUGGACAUGGCUGCAGAGCGGGUAGAGAAGCUGAUGAGCGUGGGAGCACGACGCUUCGAAUCCCUCCCAGAGCAGACCCAGGAGCUGAAGAGAGCUUUCCUGGAGUGCUCGAAUGAAGACACAGCCCCAGUGAUUGUGUUUGUAUCCAAGAUGUUUGCUGUGGAUUCGAAGGUGCUGCCACAAAACAAGCAGAGGCCGUUGACUCAGGAGGAGAUAGCUGAGCGGCGAGAGCUAGCCAGACAGAGGCACGCUGAGAGGCAGUCGACCAAUCAGAACGCGGAGAGCGGCGAGUCGGCCCACGCUGCCACAGCGCGCACAGACAGCAGCACAGGCAAUCCCACCACCAACACCACCUCCCCAAUCACCGCCUCCUCCUCCACCACCACCACCUCCGCAGAGGAGGAGGAGAACAAGGAGCACUUUGUGGCCUUCGCCAGGGUCUACAGUGGGGUGGUGAGGAGGGGUCAGCCAGUGCUGGUUCUCGGACCCAAAUACGACCCCAUGCAGGCACUCAGGACGCUCCCAGAGGGUUGUUCGGCGGGGGACGAUGCCUUCCCCAGCGUGCCCCACCUGGGCUGCACGCGGCUGGACAGCCUCUACCUCCUCAUGGGCCGCGAGCUGGAGGACCUGGAAGAGGUGCCCUCAGGCAACGUGCUCGGUAUUGGAGGUAUGGAGGAGUUUAUCCUGAAGUCUGCCACCAUCUCCUCCACCCCAGCGUGUCCUCCUUUCACCCCACUCAACUUUGAGGCCACCCCCAUCGUCCGAGUGGCCAUUGAGCCCAAGCAUCCCAGUGAGAUGCCAAAGCUGGUGCGUGGUAUGAAGCUGUUGAACCAGGCCGACCCGUGUGCUCAGGUCCUGAUCCAGGAGACUGGAGAGCAUGUGCUGGUCACCGCGGGAGAGGUCCAUCUGCAGCGCUGUCUGGAUGACCUCAAGGAAAGGUUUGCCAAGAUUGAAAUUAGUGCCUCCAAGCCUAUCAUUCCAUUCCGGGAGACCGUGAUCCGACCACCGAAAGUGGACAUGGUGAACGAGGAGAUGGGCAAGCAGCAGAAAGUGGCAGUCAUCCACCAGGUGAAAGAGGAGCAGGCCAAGGCUCCCGAAGGCGUCCAGGUGGACUCAACUGGCCUGGUCACGCUCACCACCCCAAACAAGAUGGCCACCAUCGGGGUGCGGGCUGUCCCGCUUCCUGAUGAUACCACGCAACUCCUGGAGGACAACGGCGAGCUCAUCCGGACCAUGGAGCAGUUCAACCUGUCACUGAAGGAGGGUAAGACCCUGGAGAUCAACCAGAAGACCCUGGAGUCCAUCCGGGAGCUGCGCGAGAAGCUGGAGGGCCUGCUGAAGGGACACAAGUGGCGGGACGCCGUCAACCGCAUCUGGUCCUUUGGACCGCGACGCUGCGGCCCCAACAUCCUGCUGAACAGCAUGGAGGGCUACCAGAGGCCCUCUGUGUGGCAGUGCCUGGAGGCCGACCGGCAUCAGUCGACAUCAGCCACCGCCAGCCCUGCCGCUGCCCUCAGGGACUACGACAACAGCAUCGUUAGUGGCUUUCAGCUGGCCACCCUGUCGGGCCCCAUGUGCGAGGAGCCGCUGAUGGGGGUGUGCUUCGUGGUGGAGAGGUGGGACAUGAAGGCCCCCUCACGGCUGGACUCUGUUGACGAGAAAGAGGAGCUGGAGGCAAAAAACGAAGAGGAGGAGGAAGUGGGUAGUAGUGCUUCUUCCCGGCAGCUUUCACCCCCCACCAAUGAACCCAAUGGUGAGUCGCCUGGGGAAGCUGUGGACAGGGAGGGAGAUCCGCGGGGGGUGUCUGAGCCACAACCAGACGCCACUUUGUCUACAUCGUCCUCACUGUCAGGCGCCAGCCACAACAGACGGCGGGCGGAUGCAGCGGCGUCGGCGUCAGACUGCUACGGGCCGGUGUCGGGCCAGCUGAUCGCCGCCAUGAAGGAGGCCUGUCGCUACGCUUUCCAGGCCCGACCCCAGCGCCUCAUGGCCGCCAUGUACACCUGUGACAUCAUGGCCACUGCAGAGGUCCUCGGUCGUGUGUACGGGGUGCUGUCUAAGCGCGAGGGCCGCGUGCUGAGCGAGGAGAUGAAGGAGGGCACGGAGAUGUUCAUCAUCAACGCCGUGCUGCCCGUGGCCGAGAGCUUCGGGUUCGCCGACGAGAUCCGCAAACGCACCAGCGGCCUCGCCAGCCCUCAGCUAAUGUUUAGCCACUGGGAGGUGAUCGGCAGCGACCCGUUCUGGGUGCCCACUACGGAGGAGGAGUACCUGCACUUUGGGGAGAAGGCCGACUCGGCCAACCAGGCGCUCAAGUACAUGAACGCCGUGCGGCGCCGCAAGGGGCUCUACGUGGAGGAGAAGAUCGUGGAGCACGCCGAGAAGCAGAGGACUCUCAGCAAGAACAAAUGAUGGACACACGGACGGACACACACACACACACACACACAGACACUAUCUCCUGUUUUGCGCUGCCUUCAGUGGACUGCAACUUUCAUCGUCUUUCACUUUCCACUCAGCUCAGAACAGAUAAUGGACACAAAACAAAAAAACAUGCACACGCACACAUCUGCCUUCCAUUUUGUCACAUCACAGACAAACACACAAACACAGAGAAGUUCAGACACACACAGGCACACACACGUUUACCUCCUCAGUUUUCCUCUGCAACUUUCAUCUUCCGCCUUUCACUCAGCAAGAACAGAUGAUGGACACAAACACACACACACACACACACACACACACACACACUUUCCCACGUUGUCCUGCCCCUGUAUGCCCUCAGUGGCCCCGCCGCUUUCAUGCUCUUUUACCCUCCACCUUUCAGGUGCAAACGCUUCGUCUUCCACGUCAGGAGAGAUUUCUCUCCCGCAUCUUUUCUCCUCUUAAAUCAUUCAAAGGUAUUUAUUUAAGAGCAGCAUCAGGGUAAUACUUGAAAAAAAUCCAUCAAGGUAUUUUAUUUGUUUUACUGUCAUGGCUUAGCUAGCAGGUGGGAGGUAAUGGGAAACUGGGCUUAUUCCACCAUAGCCCUCAGAGGAAGUGGAGGAGG
Engraulis encrasicolus (European anchovy) is the source of this 4216-nucleotide messenger RNA. It is a transcript of the gene efl1, whose product is annotated as elongation factor like GTPase 1. The transcript has 22 exons. The coding region runs from base 37 to 3579 and encodes 1180 amino acids. Lineage: Eukaryota; Metazoa; Chordata; Actinopteri; Clupeiformes; Engraulidae. Gene Ontology annotation, cellular component: ribonucleoprotein complex; cytosol. The record is from RefSeq and is a predicted model, not a curated record. Gene Ontology annotation, biological process: cytosolic ribosome assembly. Gene Ontology annotation, molecular function: GTP binding; ribosome binding; GTPase activity.